UCCCGUCUCUCUCACUUAGGCCUCUUCAGCAAUUAGCAGCAAUCAAAUCUGUAACCUUUCAGAACUCAAAACCCCCUUUCAAAUUUCAUCAUGUCCGGCUAUCCCAACCAGCCUCCCAGCUACAGCUACGGCGCGCCGCCGCCGCCCCAACCCUACGGUGCCCAUCCGCCAUCGCAAUCAUACGGGGCUCCUCCGCCAUCGCAAUCAUACGGGGCUCCUCCGCCACCGCAACCCUACGGCGCGCCGCCGCCCGCUCAGCCCUACUCCGCCUCCCCCUACGCCCAACCGUCCGCCCCCUACGCCGCCCCCUACAACAAACCCCCGAAGAACGAGUCCCACUCCCACGGCGGCGGAAGCAGCGGCGGCUACCCGGCUCCGGCGUACGCGAGCCCGUUCGCGUCGCUGGUGCCAUCGGCGUUCCCUCCAGGGACAGACCCUAACGUGGUGGCGUGCUUCCAGAUGGCGGACCAGGACGGAAGCGGAUUUAUCGACGACAAGGAAAUGCAGGGAGCGCUUUCUUCCUAUAACCAAAGCUUCAGCCUCAGAACCGUUCAUCUUCUCAUGUAUCACUUCACCAAUUCCAACGUCAAGAAAAUAGGACCAAAGGAAUUCACUUCUCUAUUUUACAGUCUUCAGAACUGGAGGUCCAUUUUUGAGAGAUUUGAUAAAGACAGAAGCGGCAAAAUCGAUUCUACUGAGUUGAGAGAUGCUCUACUGAGUCUGGGCUAUGCUGUUUCUCCUGUGGUAUUGGAUUUGCUCGUCUCAAAGUUUGACAAAACUGGUGGAAAAAGCAAGGCUAUAGAAUAUGACAAUUUCAUCGAGUGUUGUCUUACUGUUAAGGGACUGACUGACAAAUUCAAAGAAAAGGAUACUGCGUAUUCUGGCUCUGCAACCUUCACCUAUGAAUCGUUUAUGCUGACAGUCCUGCCAUUCCUAAUAGCUUAGGAAAUUAAUGGUGUGUGUGUGGUUGGUAGGGUUUGUAAAUGGCCAGGCUGUAUUUGGUUUGAAAAUGUGUGGUCGAAUUACUUUACUAUUGCCAGCCUUUAAUAUGCUAGUACUCCCUGUUGUUUUACUCUAUAAGUAACCAGAUCCAAAAUACUAUGGUUUUCAGCUUGUUGAUAAUUAUCUUUGGGUUAUGCAUGUGAAUGAAGCGUUGAAAAUGAGAUUUCCUGGUAAUGGUAAUCCAUGACUG
This is a messenger RNA of Glycine soja, 1192 nucleotides long. Its product is annotated as probable calcium-binding protein CML49. The transcript is spliced from 5 exons. Bases 91 to 945 code for a protein of 284 amino acids. The record is from RefSeq and is a predicted model, not a curated record. NCBI's taxonomy places the organism in Eukaryota, Viridiplantae, Streptophyta, Magnoliopsida, Fabales, Fabaceae. Gene Ontology annotation, molecular function: calcium ion binding.